Salvia miltiorrhiza (redroot sage) is the source of this 1383-nucleotide messenger RNA. Its product is annotated as NAC domain-containing protein 54-like. The transcript is spliced from 4 exons. The record is from RefSeq and is a predicted model, not a curated record. Gene Ontology annotation, molecular function: DNA binding. Lineage: Eukaryota; Viridiplantae; Streptophyta; Magnoliopsida; Lamiales; Lamiaceae. Bases 281 to 1159 code for a protein of 292 amino acids. Gene Ontology annotation, biological process: regulation of DNA-templated transcription.
AAACUAAACAGUUGGAUAGUGUGGAAAAAUAAAAAAAUGGAAAGAGACUAAAAAACUAUAUGGUUGAUGCAAAAAAGACAUAGGAUGACGAGGACCACUUUAAUGGCUUUUGAUCCUCAAUAGUGGGCUAUACUAUAUAUACAUAUAGAUAUAUAACACAACUCCAUUGUCGUCCAACCCCAGAGCUCAGAUUUGUCUUCACCACUUCACAUUUUCUCCCUUCACCAAAAUAAUUUUAAAACUCUCAUAUCUAUAUAAAUACUACUACGUAACAAUAAUAAUGGGGCCAAUGACACUUCCUCCAGGAUUCCGGUUCCAUCCGACGGACGAGGAGCUCGUGGCCUACUAUCUUGAUCGGAAGAUCAACGGCGGAACCAUCGAGCUUGAAGUCAUCCCUGAGGUUGAUCUCUACAAAUGUGAACCCUGGGAUUUACCAGAUAAAUCCUUCUUGCCUAGCAAAGACAUGGAGUGGUACUUCUACGGGCCACGGGACAGGAAGUACCCGAACGGGUCGCGAACAAAUCGCGCGACGCGUUCAGGGUACUGGAAGGCGACGGGGAAAGACCGGACGGUGCACUCGCAAAAACGGGCGGUGGGCAUGAAGAAGACAUUGGUGUAUUACAGAGGGAGAGCGCCUCAUGGCGUUAGAACUGACUGGGUAAUGCACGAGUAUCGCCUCAUCGACUCUGUUUCCACAUCUACUCUCAAGGAUUCUUAUGCACUCUGUCGGGUGUUGAAGAAAAACAUAGUCAUAACAAAGACGAGCAAACAAGAAUCAGGCGUUAUAUGGGACGACGACAGCACGCCGGAAACAUCCGCCAAACAAACCGAGGGAUCCUCCUCCGACGUCACACAAACCACACCUGGCGUUGCCGUAGUCUCCUCCACGCCUCAGAUCGCAUCAGAUGAAGUCAACAGCUCCAUCGUCGACCAAUUUUAUUACGAUGCCACCCAAAACAUAUCAGAUUUCAAUAUUCAGGACUAUACAGGUAUAUUCUACGAAUCGUGGUAUCCGGCGCUGGGGGUGGACGACUUCCCACAAAUAGAUCAUCUGAGCGGCGAUCACGUGGCUUCCGACAGAUGUCUCAACGGCAUUGCAACUCUAGAUGAGAUUUAUGCCGUGUGCUCUACACACGACAAUUAUGCAGGAUCGAAUUAGCUUACACUUUGUAAUGUUUUCAAAUUUACAGACGAAUGAGAUUGGGGUGGGGUUCUUUAAUUACAUAUAUAUUUCAUUUUUUUUGGUUUGCUCUUUUAAUUUAUACUUGUAAGGAUAUGGAAGAAUUAAGAUAAUUUUGUGCUAACGUAUCUUUUUUUUUUUCCUUUGUAAUUUUUGCGGGCAAGUCCAGAGUUUUAUAAAUGGCUUCUCUCGUUGUUUUUAAA